Molecule: messenger RNA, 1262 nt
Organism: Camponotus floridanus (Florida carpenter ant)
Lineage: Eukaryota; Metazoa; Arthropoda; Insecta; Hymenoptera; Formicidae
Product: odorant receptor 22c
Exons: 4
Coding region: 48-1244 (398 amino acids)
Biological process (GO): detection of chemical stimulus involved in sensory perception of smell; sensory perception of smell
Cellular component (GO): plasma membrane
Molecular function (GO): odorant binding; olfactory receptor activity
Source: RefSeq, a predicted model, not a curated record
CUAAACUGGAUUCCUGAUUAGGAAAAAUAUAGAGAUAAUUCUUGAUAAUGAAAAAAGUAAGAAACUGGAAUGACGAGACUCAUCGCGCUAUAAAUGUUUACGAAAAAGUUCUUGGCAUCAUUGGAGUUUGGCCCUUAAAUGCGGGAGAACCGAAAUCUAUCGUACGAUGCUCCAUAGCUAUUUUAAUUCAGAUUAGUACUAUCGGCAGCCUGUCUCUGGAAGCUUAUCGGCAGUGCCUCGGUACCGAGGACAUGAUGGAGGCCUUUCUAAUGGAUCUCUCGUCUGUCGUCAGUCUAUCCAAACUACUUGUCAUCCGGCUGACUUGGCAGCACACCUACAUCUUGGUAACCUCCCUCAUUGACGACUGGUCAAUAUCCUGGGAUGCUCGACGACGGGAGGUCAUGACAAGGUACACCAACGUGGGUAGGGUGGUGUCUCUGACAAUAUUGUAUCUGGGCUACGCGUCGGGCAUGUCAUUUCUCUUCAUGGCUAUACCGUUCGACGAUCUAAUACCCUGGUUGAACGCGUCCAAAGCGAAUAAUAAUGCCACCGUGAUGCCGACGUAUUUCCUAGCGACUUAUUGCGUGUUCGGAUCGCUGUCCGGGAUUGUCCACAGCUGCGUCCUGCUGCUACAAGCGGCGCAGAUCUUCGUAAACGCCACUUCACAUUGCGGGAAUGACGGCUUCUUCUUCGGUCUCACGAUGCACCUGUGCGGACAGUUCGAAGUACUUGAGAUGGACUUCGCCGAUAUUGAAGUGGACGAGCGAGUCUGCAAGAGGAGAAUGCGAAUGUUGAUCGGCAGGCAUUGCCGCCUGAUAAAGCUGGCUGAUAGUCUCGAAUACGCUUUCAGCAUGGCCAUCUUUGCGCAGACGUUGAUGAGUAUAUUGCUGCUUUGCGUGGAAGGUAUGCAAUUGCUAAUUUCGUUGAGAUUAAAUGACAAUAUCGCGGCGAUCAAGCACAUCGUUUUGAUCUUGACGAUGCUAGUGCAACUGUACCUCUACUGCUACGCUGGCAAUCAGCUGGAAUCUAUAAGUGAAAGACUCGCGUAUAGUGUUUACGAUAGUCCAUGGUAUGAUUUUGACGUGAAGAUAAUGAAAAAUCUGCCUAUGGUGAUGCUUCGAGGAGUGAUUCCUCAUCAGAUAACGGCUGGAAAAUUCCUACCUAUGAAUUUAUUUUCCUUCAAAGAAAUCCUGAAAGCCACAGGUUCCUACCUCUCCGUUCUCAGAAUGGUGAUAGAUACGUAAAAGAAAGUAAUAUAAGAU